CACACACCGACCGUCAAUGCUUAAGCGCGAAGUUUAUAGGCUCUCACGACGACGGUCAUCGUUCCGGCGAAGCUAAAUCCCAGAUCUGAAAAUCCUCUCCAUCCUGCUACCCAAACCCUCGGUCCAUCUCGGCAUCGAUGAACAACCUCCGCCUGCUUGAUCUCACCUGAUCCGAGAUCCCGACCGAAUCGAAGCCCUCGGCGAUCUCAACGAGCGCGUCGUUCCGGAGGACACAUCACCGGCUUGGUCGCCGGAUCGGGAUGGAAGGCGAUCCGAUGGGCGUGGCGCUGCCCGAGGACGCCCUCGCGGAAAUCCUCCGCCGCCUCCCGCCGCGCAGCCUCGCCACCUCGCGGUGCGUCUGCAAGGCGUGGCGCUCCAUCGUCGAUGGCCGCCGGCUGCUGCUCCCGGAGCUCCUGCCGCACUCGGUGCGUGGCAUCUUCCUCGAGUAUAACGAGGCCUCUUACCCGGGUUUCCUCUCUCACCCCUCCAUGGAGCCGGAUGAUAUCUUGGGCAAGCUCAACUUCCAUCGUCUUCGCCCCGACCCCUACCAGUGGACCUAUACUCACAUCGAGGGUCACUGUAAUGGGCUCCUGCUUUACCGAGACAGGCUAGGGCUCCAAGUGGCCAACCCCGCGACGCAGUGGCGGGCACGCUUGCCCCCGCCCCCGGAGACGGAGAGGGAGGGGGGGUUCGUCGAGCCGCACCUUGCGUUUGAUCCCACCGAGUCACUGCACUACGAGAUAUUGCUCGUCCCUCAAACGCCUCUUGCAGAGGAGAGGGACCAGCCCGAGCCGUCCAAGGAAUGGCCAGCAUCCACAUGGGUGUUGUGCUUGUUUUCAUCACGCACCGGGCAGUGGGAACAGAGGGCGUUUCUCCGGGAAGGCGAGGCCGCAGGGAUGGCUUCCGACGAGGUGUUGCACCGGACGUCAGAUAGCUGCAGCACUUAUUGGCACGGCAUGUUAUUUGUGCAGUGCAACGGUGGUUUCACUGUUAUGAGAAUAUCCUUGUCAAAUAAUAAGUAUCGGGUGAUUAAAAUACCAACAGAUAUUGAGGAAUCAGAAUAUUAUAAGCUUCAUCUAGGACGGUCAAGGGAAGGGUUAUGUUGUGCAACAUUUCGUGAUCGGACCAACCUUCGUGUUUGGAUCCUUGACGAUUCAUGUGGUACGAUGGAGUGGGCGUUGAAGCAUCACAUUGACCUUGACCAGAGUUUAUCACGUGUAAUGUGGCAUUGUGGGGAAAAGGAGGGACCCUGGAGUUUACAGGAUGCUAUCAAUGUUGAACACUAUGGUCAACAGGAUUUAAAUGAUGUUAACAUGGAUGAAGAUCACAGCAACAAUUCUUUUGUGAAGAGUGAAGUCGAAUGGGAUUCCGACAACGAUAAUAUAGGUGACAAUGAGUCUGAGGUCGUAGAGAGCUACUUACCCUAUGUUUGUUUUCUUGGAUUUCAUCCUUACAAAGAAGUCAUCUUCUUGAAUCUUCUUUCGCUAAGAAGAGCAGUGGCCUAUCAUCUGAAUACCUCAAUAGUGCAGGAUUUGGGUAAUAUAUGGCCCAAUGACUACGACGCUGGGCACGCGAGAGGCAUAUAUAAGUCUUUUCUGUACACACCUUGUUUGAUAGCAGAUUUCCCAGAAAACAAAUUGGAAGCCCAUGUUGCAGGCUAGCUAGCCAGCUUAUUUGUUUCAAACAGUUUGAGUCCUUAAGACUUAUGUCGUACUUGUGUUUUGAGUCCCUGUUGUUUUAAUGUCUGCUACCUUGACAAGACAAACUUGUUUACAACCUGAAUUGUCGAAGGGCUUGUAAGCAGUGUUAUGCUCCAGCAAAAUUUCGUUUGUGAA
Messenger RNA from Aegilops tauschii subsp. strangulata, 1835 nucleotides. Its product is annotated as putative F-box protein At1g19160. Gene Ontology annotation, molecular function: protein binding. NCBI's taxonomy places the organism in Eukaryota, Viridiplantae, Streptophyta, Magnoliopsida, Poales, Poaceae. The record is from RefSeq and is a predicted model, not a curated record.